AUGCGCAACGACAGCGACAGCAGCUCGUCGGCGGGCAUCAUCCACGAGAUCUACUGCGAGCACUUCAUGUGCCACAAGAAGCUGACGAUCAAGCCCUGCCGGCGCAUCAACUUCAUCAACGGCGCCAACGGCAGCGGCAAGUCGGCGAUCCUCGCCGCGCUCCAGAUCUGCCUCGGCGCGUCGGCGAAGUCGACGCACCGCGGGAACCGCAUGGGCGACCUCGUCCGCGAGGGCUACGAGGGCCAGGCGCUCGUCCGCGUGUCGCUGGUCAACGAGGGCUCGGACGCGGCGAAGCCCGAGGUCUACGGCGACAUGAUCACGAUCCAGCGCCGGUUCUCG
This is a messenger RNA of Aureococcus anophagefferens, 339 nucleotides long. RefSeq lists its product as hypothetical. The annotation marks the transcript as partial. The transcript has a single exon. Lineage: Eukaryota; Pelagophyceae; Pelagomonadales; Pelagomonadaceae. Gene Ontology annotation, cellular component: site of double-strand break; Smc5-Smc6 complex; nucleus. Gene Ontology annotation, molecular function: damaged DNA binding; single-stranded DNA binding. The record is from RefSeq and is a predicted model, not a curated record. Gene Ontology annotation, biological process: double-strand break repair via homologous recombination.